ACCCAACAAAUUCUGGUACAAUCCCAACAACCUACCUCACAACCCAUUUCUUCACAAUUUCGAUCACAACUUGCAGGAACAUCUGAAAAAAUUUAUAAAGAAAAUGUUAAUAGAUUAUUACUAUGGCUUUAUGGUAGUACUCCAAAAUUUGUCCCCAUACAGGCCCCUUCUUUACCUCCAAAACCACAAAUAAAAAAGAAUAUUAUACCAAAUACCGAUGACAUUGAUGAAAUUACAAAAGGUAUGGCAGACAUAUCAUUGAAUAUGGCAAAAAUGGCCAAAAACAUUAAUACUUCGUCUCUUCCAGUUGUAGGUUUGAAGAACUGUUGCUCUGCAAUAAAACCUCACUGUCAAUUCGUAAUUGAGAAUUAA
Messenger RNA from Dentiscutata erythropus, 372 nucleotides. The record is from the annotation of a GenBank genome assembly. NCBI's taxonomy places the organism in Eukaryota, Fungi, Glomeromycota, Glomeromycetes, Diversisporales, Gigasporaceae.